Molecule: messenger RNA, 4780 nt
Organism: Xenopus laevis (African clawed frog)
Lineage: Eukaryota; Metazoa; Chordata; Amphibia; Anura; Pipidae
Exons: 2
Coding region: 2775-4079 (434 amino acids)
Source: RefSeq, a predicted model, not a curated record
GCUGGGUCAUUUUCCACCUAAAUUGGCCUACAGUUUAACUGGCCAUGCUGUUGGUGGUGACGUGUGGCUCCUUGUAUACUGCUUUUUACAGACGCAGUGAGCCAAUAGUGCUGUGGCGCUAUGUUCCAGAAGCGUGUCAUUGGGAGUUCCUCCCAGAGCCAGGCAGCCUUGUGUUUCACCGGCCGAAUGAAGGCGUCAUUUCCAGACGCGCGUUAUUUCUGAAGCGACUGACUCGCGCGCCGGGUCCUGACGUCACGACGCGCGCCAGUAGUUGGAAGUGGAGCGUGGUGUGUCAGUGAGCAUGGGGAAAGAUAGAUUCUUCAUUUUUGGACGCAGGGGUGCUUACUAUUGCCUGUCUCAUAGGUUACAGAUGAAUCAGUCUGGCUCUGGGAGAGGAGUGCAGCCAAAAGUUUCUAGCCUCUCUGCCUCUACCGAAGCACAGAAGGUGGAAAGUCAGCAAGCAAGAAAGCAGCCGGUAGUGGAACAAACCUUAACGACUGAGCCUCAAACUUCUUCAGCGCCCCAAUUGGAUGCUUUAGUGUCCCUAAAAAAGCGUGCAUUGGGUAGAGGAAGCAUCUUCCUCGGACAGGAGGCCUAAGAGAUCUCGGGAAGUGCUGUAUGAGUCCAUUUCGGAGGAUGAAUAUUAUGAUCCUGCGGAUGUCCAGUCAGAUUUAUCAGAGGAAGGAGAAAAUCUCUCUGAGGAUAAGUCUGCCUUUGAUUUCUCAACAAUAGAAGGUCUAGUGAAGGCAGUAAGAAAGACAUUAAGUCUAACGGAGGAGACCCCAAAGAGUUCUUCGGCGGACAAAUUGUUUCCAUCUGUGAAGAAACGUUUGUCUACUUUUCUGGUUCAUGGCUCAAUUAAAUUAAUUAGCUCAGAGUGGAAAAAGACAGAAAAGAGAGUGGUUAUUCAGUGGAAAUUUGCAAAAAAACUACCCUACCUGUUGACGAUGCGGGUGCAUUUAGAGAUCUGAUGGAGAAGCGGAUGGAGUUUGAUCUAAAGAAAGCAUUUGUCUCUGCCGGAGCAUCUUGCAGGCCUGCAGUUGUGCUUACUUCAACUUCUAGGGCAAUGAAGAUCUGGUUUAAUAAUCUAGAAGAUGCUAUUUCUUUAAAUGUGAAGAGAUCAGUUUUGCGAGAUAUGAUGUCUGAUCUGAAAAUAGCUACUGAUUUCGUGGCAGAAGCCUCCAUCGAUUUUGUCCGUUUGGCGGCGAGGUUGAUGGCCCUUUCGGUGGCAUCUAGGAGGACAUUAUGGCUAAAGUCCUGGUCAGCAGACACUGCCUCCAAAACCAAUUCAUGUCAGUUGCCCUUUGAAGGAGACAGAUUGUUUGGUGAAAGUCUGGAUUCGAUUAUUAAAAAGGUGUCCGGGGGGAAAAGUGUUUUUCUCCCGCAGGAGAGAGAAUUCAGAUGUCAAGGGUCUAGAGCAGAAUUUUCGGAAUUCAAGACAAUACAGACCUGGUAGGUCCCAGAGUAGACAGUCCCCAUGGAGAUCUUCUAGGCGGGAGCCACGGCAGCCGGCAAAGAAGGCAACUGUCUGAUAUCAUUGUGUUCUGUCAGGUAGAACACAAUGAUAUCAGGCCGGCUCGAGCCUGUGCAGUAGGAGCGCGUCUGGCACUCUUUGAAGAGGUUUGGGCCGAGAAUAUUCGGGAUCAUUGGGUUCUAGAGAUUAUAAAAGAAGGUUAUCAACUGGAAUUUUCCAGGGUCCCAAGACACGAUGUGUAUCGAGUUUCUUUGGUUCCGAAGGUUCAAGGGGCAAAAUAAAUAUUUCAGGAAUACGUGGAACAGUUGCUAGAAACUGGUGCUGUGGAACCAGUACCUCGGGAGCAACAAAAGAGAGGAUUUUACUCCAAACUCUUCCUAGUCAAAAAAUCCUCAGGGGCGUUCAGACCGGUGUUGGAUCUUCUGCCCUUAAAUCAGUUCGUACAUUGCAGAAAAUUCAAAAUGGAAUCCCUGGCAUCCAUAAUCGCAGCGGUUCCUCCUCGGGCAUGGUUAGUAAAUCUUGAUCUCAAAGAUGCAUACUUCCAUGUUCCAGUGUACAGUCCACACUGAAAAAACCUUGUGUUCCAGGAGCAGCAUGAGCAGUUCACUUGCCUCCCGUUCGGCCUGUUUACCUCUCCAAGGACUUUCUCAAAGGUCUAAGUGACAGUAAUAGCCUUCUUGAGAGUGGAGGGAGUUCCAGCCUUUCAUUAUUUGGAUGAUAUCCUGCUGGUAUCCAACUCAGAGGGAGAUGUUGUAAGAAAAAGAGACAGAAGCUGUUGCAAUUCUGCAACAUUUCGGUUUCCGUGAUAAACUGGCAGAAAAGUCAUCUAAUGCCAAUUUAGAAGAUAAUUUUCCUGGGAGCCAGUUUGGACAGUCUUCAAAGGACAGUGUCUCUUCCAGAGCAGAAAGUCUCGCACAUCAAAGACCGAUUGAAGUCUUUUCAACGACUCGCCAGAGUGACAGUCAAGGAUUAUAUGUCACUCCUGGGACCAUUCAGAUGGUACGAUGGGCGAGGUGGCACAUGAGACCCAUUCAGAUCUGUUUUCUGAGAUCGGGGACCACCAAUCCCAUGAAUCUUAAGAAACUCCUUCAUAUUCCAAAACAUGUGAUGGCGAGCUUAAACUGGUGGCUGGUUCCGGGGAACCUGACCAGAGGAAUGCUGUUAACCAAGCCAGACUACAUCACGAUUACAACAGACACCUCUCAAGUAGGCUGGGGAGCCAUGUUGGACGAUCUGUCAGACCAAGGGAAGUGGGAAGUCUCAUCUUCAUUCCAAUAUAUUGGAGUUGAGGGCAAUAAAGAUGGCUCUAUUUGCAUUUUUAGAGAGGAUAACACAAAAGUGGAUAAAAAUCCGGUCAGACAAUGCCACGGCUGUGGUCUAUGUACAAAGACAAGGAGGCACCAAAAGUGCUCGGUUGAUAGAAGAGCUGUCAACGAUCAUGUCAUGGGUGGAGAUAAACUUCAGAGGUUUAGUAGCCUUUUAUGUGCCAGGCAAGAUGAAUGUGCAGGCAGAUUUCCUGAGCAGGAAUGCCUUGGAGCCUGGAGAGUGGUCUCUGAAUCUCUCUGUGUUCCAGACCAUUGGCAAUCCAGAGAUAGACCUCAUGGCCUCGGAUCACAACCACAAGUGCAGGAGGUUCUUUUCAAGGUACCCACUGGAGAGGGAUGGUCGGUUAUGUCUUUCCACCCUUUCCAUUAAUUUGGAGGGUGUUGAAGAAAAUAGACAAAGAAGGGACACAAGUGAUAGCAAUAAUUCCAUUUUGGCCCAGGCGUCCCUGGUUUCCGCUUUUGAGGCAGAUGUCAGUGGAGCCUCCAAUGAAACUACCGACUGUGAAAGAUCUACUGAUGCAGGGUCCAGUUUCCUUUCAAGAGGUGUUCCACUUGUCGUUGAGGGCGUGGAAGUUGAAAGGCAGAGGUUCUCAGAUAUGGGCCUCGAGAAAGACCUGAUAGAAUUACUAUUGAAAUCUAGGAAACCCUCGACAUCAAUCAGUAUUAUCGUGUCUGGUAAUGUUUUGUCAAGUUUGCGGAAGAUAGAGGAUUUAAUCCCAGAUGUCCUUGUGCGUCGGAAUUGGUGCAGUUUCUCUAUGCUGGGUACCAAAGGAAGCUGUGUCAGUACCUUGAGAGGACAAGUUUCGGCACUUUCGGAAUUAACUGAAAGGUCAUGGGCUGAGGUUCCCUUAGUCAUCCGCUUAUUUAAUGCACUGAAGAGAGUGUGUCCAGUGAGACGACUAAGAAUGCCUCCCUGGGAUUUGCCUUUGGUCCUGAAGGUUUUAACGGCAGUUCCUUUUGAACCUUUAGAAGAAGCUUCGGAUUGGCAUGUUACUUUAAAAUCUUUAUUCCUGGUGACGAUCACUUCAGCUUGCAGGGUUGGGGAAAUUCAUUCUCUCUCGGCAAAGGAACCUGAUACGAUUUUGUUUCCUGACAAAGUUGUCUUGAGACCAGCAUUUGAAUUUCUUCCAAAGGUUGUGUCACAAUUUCAAAUAGAUUUGGAGAUAACCUUACCCUCCUGUUCGAAUCCAAAAACAGAGCGUGAGCGGCAGUGGCAUACGUUGGACCUAGUUCGAAUAAUCUCACAUUAUCUGACCCGUACACAGUCGUGGAGGAGAUAGGAAAGACUCUUUGUCACUCCAAGAGGCCCUAGAAGAGGUUGUGCUCCAUCUAAAGCCACUAUUAGUCGAUGGAUCAUUGAUUGCAUAGUGUUCGCCUAUCACAAGACGGGCAGAGAGGUACCUAGAGACUUGAAGGCUCACUCUACUAGAGCACUGGCUGCUUCCUGGGCGGCGGAGGCCAGAGCGCUGCCAGAUGUAAUUUGUAAGGCUGCAAGAUGGACCUCCUUACAUACGUUUGUCAAACAUUAUAAGUUGAAUGUUUUUCUUUCCCAAGAAGCUAAAUUUGGGAGAAAGGUUUUGCAGGCUGUGUUGCAUUCAUAAUAAAUAUUAAGCAUCAGUUGUUAUCCCUCCCUUCUUAUGGGCUUUGGAAAUUCUCAUGUUGGUGAUGAGCUGCCAUGGCUUGGGAAAUAGAGAUAUUUGUAUUACUUCCCGUAAUUUCUAUUUCCAAGUCACCUACCAUGGCAGCACUCACCAACUUCCCUCCCUUCUGAAGCUAGAAAACAUAGACAAGGUAGGGGCGGUGUAGAGCAGAUGAUAUAGGGUGUUGGAGUUAACCCUUUCCUGUCCAGUGACCUGAGGGGCGGUGAGUGCUGCCAUGGUAGGUGACUUGGAAAUAGAAAUUACGGUAAGUAAUAAAAAAUUCUCUAUUCCUGAAUGUAUGAAAUAUGUUUUUUUCAUAAUCAUUUAAGAUUUAACAUGUU